UUUCCACCAACCCGGUGAUGAGGGUUUUGUUCGACGUAUCGCAACAAGGCUGGCAUCAUAACGAUUCUCUAACACCAUAACAUUGUCUACUAGGACAGGAUGCGCCUUAUCAUAGUAGUCUUUCUUUUCCUUGGAGCUUCGUCGGCUUCUACUGUAGGGAGUGAUGGCCCUUCGAAAGUACAGGCCGCGACGCCUGACCGGAUUUUAGCGGCACGGCAAAGCUGUUGUUCAAAAGAAUCUGGCGUAUGCGUUUGUUGGGAAAAGACGCGCUGCUGCGGACAGAAUCCAGGUCCCUAGGCACUAUAGUUGUAGAAUACCUCAGGCGGAAAUUCCGCUUCCGCAUCAAGGACAUUGCUCUUAUGCAGAGGCUUCUAGAUAUAACGGUUCUAAUCUGUUAGUAAAUACACCGGGUAUCUGUACAUACAGCGGUGUGAAGCAACGAAGGCUCGUAAUAUUGGUCUACUGAUAGUAUUGCUUAUUGAGGGGAAGAAAGAGGGAGGUUAUUGCCAGAGCCGUUAGAAGCCGAUAUGUAGCCUUCCAGGCACACAACUCAUCCGGCCGGCGGCCGGACAGCUAAUGUUUCACGUAAACCCAUAAGACAGAUCUUGUUACGACCCGUUAGACAAAACAGGAUCAGGGAGCGCCCCGCAGGGCACCUGGCGGCUAC
Molecule: messenger RNA, 667 nt
Organism: Colletotrichum destructivum
Lineage: Eukaryota; Fungi; Ascomycota; Sordariomycetes; Glomerellales; Glomerellaceae
Exons: 3
Coding region: 100-297 (65 amino acids)
Source: RefSeq, a predicted model, not a curated record